Messenger RNA from Lithohypha guttulata, 1707 nucleotides. RefSeq lists its product as uncharacterized. NCBI's taxonomy places the organism in Eukaryota, Fungi, Ascomycota, Eurotiomycetes, Chaetothyriales, Trichomeriaceae. The record is from RefSeq and is a predicted model, not a curated record. The coding region runs from base 1 to 1707 and encodes 568 amino acids. The transcript has 2 exons.
AUGGCUGCAAUGAUGCCUCACCACGAUGAGCCUUUUCCUGACGAUGCUUCCUUGGCUGCAUCUCUAGAGGACUUUGAGGCACAAGAGAAACGUUCGCCUAUGUUUGGCAUUCCUUCACAGCACUCGGGCUUCAGGUCGGAGCAAGACGAUUCAGAAGCAGGCUCGGCCAGCCAUGCGCCAUGGAGUCCUCCAGGCUUCAGAGCACAAGCUAGGUUGUCGAAUGCAAGUUCAUGGUUCAGACAAGACCCAUAUUCGAGAAUGCCUCACCUAAGACCGUCCACGAGUCCCUCUCGAUCGAGGCACACAAGUCCAGAAUACCAGGAUGCAUGUGAGCAAGAUAAUGAUGUAACAAUAGCCGCGAACAUACCUCUUCCACCUGGCACAGAUUCACCUCUCAAAGGACGUUCGCCAGAACCAGAAGAACCACCAGAAGAUAUGCUGAGAGCAUUCGACAAGAAGCCACAGAAGGAUAACGAGAAUAACUACAUCAGAUUCGCUAUGCGCGCCGAAGUACAACAUAGAGAGCCAUUCGUGCCUUUCAUGAAUUUCAUCAAGAGCAAGAUCGAUUCGGCGACAAAGACAAAAUCCUCGACAAUAUUCUCUAUUCUUAUCGGACUACUCUCAUUAUCGAUGAUCAGGGUCAUUCUUGUACCUCCUGUCCCACCACCGGUACCUGAUUUAGUCAAAUUAUCAACCAUGGCCAAGUCAUUCGAACCACUAAUCUUCUAUUCAGAGAACGGAUAUGGCCAGAUCAUUGCGCUACAAGAGACAAGCGUGGCAGUCUGGGAUCUUGGCGAGUCAGUACGAGCUGCGAAUAUGACAUCAGCACCAUUGAUUGUGCGCAGUUUGGAUGAGCUUUCAGACACACUCAAGACAUUAGGACUGGAGUUGACACGUUUCUUCGCCGACGUUGACUCAGAUGUCGAUGGUAUUCUGCUAGUUAUGGAUUGGGCGAAGAGGGAACUGGCGGGUUUGAAUGGCCCCGGAGGAACAGCAAUAUCUGGAGUCAUCUUUGAUCGUGUGCACGGCCUGCUAAAUCGUGGUGGGUUGCUCGAGGGACCAGGUGGACCGACAGCAAUAGGCAAACUGCUUACUGACAUUUUCGGUGCAAGCUCGCCACAAAGAACAAGAUCGAUGAUGACCAGAACUUUCAACGAGUUUUUGAACGUACUCGAAGAAGCUAUCAAUAGUGAACUAACACAUUCCACAGCACUAUUUGCACUCUUCGAGACUAUCGAUCGACAGUUUCUCAACUUGCAACGAACAGUGGUCCGAGAAACAGACACACAAGAACAACUCGAAACUGAUAUGCUCUCUUCACUUUGGACACGAUUGAUUGGGGCCAAUGCCGCUGCACUCCGAAAGUAUGAGAAGAACAAGCAAUUAUUAUCGAGUGUGCGAUCGAGGACAGUCAGCAACAAACACCUGAUUAUGGAGCACCACGGUCGACUGCAGACGCUGAAAGUCAAUCUUGAGACUUUAAGACGAAAGCUGGUCAGCCCACUUGUUAGGCGGAACGAUUCAGUCUCGAUAGAUAAUGCUAGUGUGGUCGAGCAGCAGAUACGCGGUCUGGAAGGGACGUAUGAUUAUCUCAAAGAUGUGAGGGACAAGCAGAAGAGUAAGUUGAUGGAGAUGGUGUAUGGAGCCAAGGCUGGUAAAACGAAAUUGGUAGGUGGGCUAGAGGGAAUUGGUAUUGAGGAUAAGUGA